GGUCCUGCAGCACCUCACCCACCAGCCCUCACUUUGGUUCAACUUUUGUUUUUUAAUACAGACAAACUAAUACUCACAACAGACUCCUUAAAUGACCAUAGAUGUUUGGCGUUAGCUGAUAGAUAAUUCACUGGAGGACUGAAGAGGGUCUUUUCUUCUCUUGUGCUGCCGUGAAGGGGCUCGAUAAACGCGGUAAACCGAUGAAGACAACAAGCUUGUAGAUUAUUUAGAAAAGUGAAGUAACAAAAAGAUUGGCUGCUGAAGAUGGGUUGGAAACUGGAUCUAAAAGGUCUUACGGACAUCGAGGCGGCACAUGUGCUGAAAGUGGUGCAGAGAGAUAUGAGGCUGCGCAAGAAGGAGGAGGAUCGACUCAGCGAACUGAAGCAGAAGCUGGAUGAGGAGGGCAGUCGCUGCCUCUUGUUGUCGCGGCAAACUUGCUUUAAUCAGCGCUGCUGCAUCCGCUGUUGCUCGCCCUUCACCUUCCUUCUCAACCCCAAGCGCCAGUGCUGUGAUUGCAACUACAACGUCUGCAAAGCCUGCCUGAUCUAUAGCAAGCGGGACAAAGCCUGGCUCUGCUGCGCCUGCCAAAAGAGCAGGUUGCUGAAGACGCAGUCACUCGAGUGGUUCUACACAAAUGUGAAGAUACGCUUUAAAAGGUUUGGCAGUGCGAAAGUGCUGAAGACCCUCUACAGGAAACACCUGGCAGAGCACAGUGCUCUUUCAGAGCUUUCUGAAGGCAGCGCGUGUGAUGAGAGCAUCUGCAAUGAGGGCAGUAUCUGUGGGAGUGACUCAACUUUCUACAGGCAAACUGAAGAGCACAGUGUGGCAGAGACGCUCAGUGUGGCCCUGCGGGUUGCAGAGGAGGCCAUAGACGAAGCCAUUUCUAAAGCUGAGUUUGACACCUCGACUCAGGAAAGUCAAAAUGAAGCAGUUUAUCUGCUGGAGCACAGAGGAGAGCUCAUUGAGGAACUGGCCCGAACCAUUGUGCAAAAAAUCAUUAGCAGAAGAAAUGCUUUGGCUGAGAUGAGGGCCGAGUAUGACCACGGCUGGGUUUCUGAACGCAAAACAGUCCCUCAUCAUCAUCACUCUGCUUGCGAUGAGCCAUCUGGAUCCCUGAAACAACAAAGAUCAAAUUCAGCCUUCACGCUGCUGGAUAACAGUCCAUCAGCUCUGAAACCAGACUUCCCUACAGCCUUAAAGAAAGAGGGCGGUGCGUCAGCCAUGACAGCAUGGAAGAGUGUAGAUCGACUUGACAACUCUGUGUUGCAGAGCCCGGAUGGGAACUGGAUCGCCAUGCAGGGCGGCCUGCUGUCUAGGCCCAGCCUCCUCACUAAGAGGAAGAGUCUGGUCUACAGUGCCUUGGAAAGAGAGUCUGGAGUGGUUUCUGCCUAUGAAGGCCUGGGCUCUGACAGUGAAAACAAAGCGGAUCCAGACAGCUCCUGGGGUGCUGUCCUGCAGGAGAUUCACAGGAAGAUGAUGGACUGCAACUUAGCCCAGCACGACUUUAGUGACCUGGCACUAACAGGCCACCAGCUCAACAGAGAUGAUCCGUUUUCAGACUCUGAGGGGAACUGGAAGCCUAGCAAACCUCUGAUAGCUCUCCUAAAGCGGAAGGUGCCUGCAGAGUUCAGGAAACCUACUUCAUCCCGUAGGACUAGCAUCAUUGAUGUAGACUUUAACCUAAAAGAAGCAGAGAGGGAGAAGGAUGAGCUCAAGGUGUCUGAUGAACAAGAGGAGGGAAAAACCAGGAAAUUCCGGAAAAAGAGGAGGAGCAAAAAAGAGCCAGCAGCGUCUUCUUCAGUGUCGGAUUUAAACACCAAAGACCACUUUUAUUCACAUCCGUCUGAUGCUGUAGUUUCUAGCACCUCCGCAGCCACAACCCCUGAACCUUUUAACCUCAACAAUGAGUUCACUGGAAAAGCAGUCAAUCAAAUCACAAAUGACUUCACUUCAAAACUGCACCUAUGCCCAGCCAGUGUUUAUGAAUGUUGUACCAGAGAAGAAGAACCAGAUGAAGGGAGAGAUGAAAGUAAUGAUGGAGAGCAGGGAGGCAGGAGACGAAAAAGUGAGUGUGAGAUGGAUGUUGACUUGAAUGGAGGAAGAACAGGUGAAGAAGAGAAGGAAAAAGAUAAUGAGGAGUUGAAACACAGAUUAUAUAGGCUUGUUUCCCAGGCCAGCCUUACAUACUUGUCCUCUACUGAAGAUGAGCCAGAUGGAGCGGGACAAAGUGAAGGGAAAUGGGACAGAGACACAGAUGUGGAAAAGGAUGAUAAAGAUCAGGUGCUGACAGACCUGACCUAUAGGCUCUGUCAGCUGGAAAAAGAAGUCAGAGCAACGCAGUUCUCAUCCACUGAAGAUGAGCUGGACAGAAUGGGCAUUGAAAAGGAAAACCUGGAAGAUGAGUUUGGAAGAGGGGAAGACCUUGCUGUUAAAUUAUGCAGAUUAGCUAACGAAGUCAACGCCAGCCAGUAUUCUUCCACCGAGGACGAGCUGGAUAAGGUGGGAAGAGGAGAGGACAGUGAGAAUGUGACGGAUGAAAAAGUGCUGUGGAUUCUGCAGCCAGAAAAUACUCAGCUGCGUGAUUUGGCCAGUUUAGUCAGCGCCUCCCAGUUUUCCUCCACCGAGGAUGAGCUGGACAGACUGGGAGAUUAUGAGGGAAAACAGGAGCAAGAGGAAAAUGGUUACAACAGGGAGAUAAGAGAAAUGUGGGAGGGAGAGGAAUCAAUUGGAGACAUAGAUAUGAAGAUGUUUGAUUUGACAGGUGAAACUAAAGAGAGGAGUGAGGAAGGAAUGUAUCAGCCAAAGGUUGAAGAUGACACCACCGGCAUACAGAAAAACACGCGAGUAAUAAGAGAUGGAACAAUAGAAAUGGGGCAGUUAUAUGACAAAUACCGACAAAUCUUUACAGAGCCAGUUGAAAGACAAUACAUAAACUUAAAAACAGAAAUGAAGGCAGAGAGAACAGAGGCAUUACAAGAAGGAAAAGCUAAAGAAGAGAAAGAACCACAGGCAAAGAGGAUAGAUGAAAAAACUGAAGAGGAGUUUCUAGAAGAAAGCGAAGAGAGUAAGAGAAAGUUAGACACAGACUCAAAAAGCGAUGAAGACGAUGCAGAAUUUGACAAAAUAAUCAGCAGCAUGUUGAUGAUGACUCUGGAGGACAUGCAGGCAGAAAUGACGGACAAAGCUAGACAGACCGAAAAGGGAAAGCCAGGGAAUGACAACGGAGAGGGAGGUAGUUGUUUCAGAGAGAGGAAAGAUGCUACAGAAGAGACAAACGAUAGGUCAGUGAUACAAAUAUUUAUUAGUGAGAAAACUGAUGGGGAGAUUUCUAAUAAACAGCAGAAAGGUAACAGUACAGGUAGAGACGAAAACACUCAUGAAGAAAACCGUAAGGAUAUGACAACCAUUAAAGAACUCCUAAUAAAUGAAACCAAGCUAACAAGUCCAAAAAGCAAAGAGGAUAGUGAGAACCAGGAUGGACGAAGAAACACAACGAAGUCAGAGGAAGCAGAGAUGAACACUGAUGCCACAGACUGUGAUCAGAGAGGCAGAGAUGGAAAAGUCAAGGAAGAACAGGAAGCUGAAAACGUGGAACAGAGCAGCUCCUGUGCUCAUCCAAGGGAGUUCCUGUCACCAGAGGAGAUUCAGAGUAGAUACUCUGCAGCAUCUUUACGCAGCAUCACCACUGAGGUGCUGAAGGUGCUGAAUGCAACUGAGGAGCUGUUCCAGGGUGUGGACGGACAAGACAAAACCCAAGUCUCUACAAUCUCGCUGCCCCCAAACACAGACCCCCAGAAACUUGACCAACAGUUCUGGAAACUGGAGGAAAAUGUUUAUGUGGCAGCUGGUUCUGUGUACAGUCUGGAGGCAGAGCUGAGUGACCUGGAGGAGUGUGCCAGAGGAAUUUGCAGCUCCACAUCCGACGUGGAGUUGUCCUUCCUGGAGGAGCAGGUGGCAGCAGCAGCUGCCAAGGCUCAGCAGUCCGAGCUGCAGAUUUGCGACAUUUCUGCAAGAAUCGCUGCUUUGAAGAAUGCCGGCCUGAAUGUGGACACUCAGAGUCGCUUCACUAAGACCAAGGCGACUACAGACAAGUCUGUUACUCUAGACUCUUCAAGACAUCUGAGAAGAAGACUACCUGCACCACCAGCAAAAGAAGACAAGGAAGCCUAAAUCACCCAUUCUCUGCAGGACCUAUUUGACAGCAGUGCCUUCACUCAUCACCCUGUAAUCCACACACCAAUCUUAAAUGAUACUUUCAAACACCAGCUGCCUUAAACUUUACAUGCCUCAAGCAAUAUGGGCACAUAUUUGGGUAACAAAUAUUCUGCAUUUAUAUCAAACAUUGUAACCUUGUACGGUAAAUUGUCUGAGAAUUUGAGAUUCAUGCAAAUGUGAAGCAGUGUGAUUCAGUUUGGAGCAAUGUGGUUACAAGUACCAAGCAGAUACCUGUGUAUAAAACUGCAUGUCCCACAGUUAAAAGUGCAGAUUUUGACACAAUGUGUAGGUAUCAAACUGAGUAAUUAGUGAUCAAUUGGCCAGGACAGAUUGCUUUGUCAACUAUUAAUUAGAUGGCAGGGAAAGUACUAGAAUGACCGAGGUUUUCUUCAUUUAUUCAUAGCCUAUAGUAACACUGUGCACAAAUUCUGCUUUCUUGAAAUAUUUCUGUCACAAAAAAUCUCAAGACAUUUGAAGUGUAAAAACUAAAUGAGCAUCACCCAUCUCUCUUUUUAAGGAAACGCUGUUUUUUGAAAGAGAGCUGGCAAGCUUUUUUGUCUUCAUAGUUUGGGCACAUAUGUAUGCCCAUAUUGAUGACUCUGCAUACUGUCUUAUAUGCAGAAAUGCAAAAAUGUAUUGAUUUUUAUGAUUUUCACACCGUAGAUAAAACAAUUGCAUUUUCAAAUCACUGAUCAAAUGUUUUGUCAAAUCUAUUGAUGCUGACAUUUCUGAUUAAAGGCAGAGCAGAAAGACAAUCAACUCUCCAAAAACAAGAAAAUAAAUGCACAGAUACAUAAUCAAAGCACCAUAAAGAUUUUAAUUUAAAGAUGUUGCUUGCAGAUUUUCCUUAAUAACACGUAACAAACUGUAUAAUGUGAAAUCAACAAUGGCUAAAUGAAGAAGCAGCUACUAAAUAAAACAAGUAAUACUCAAGGGAUGCACAGUGUAUUAAAAAAAUACAAAUUCCACAAACAUAAGAGCAAAUGUAGCAUGUUAUAAAAACUGUAAAACUCUUACAUCUGAGAGCUUGAAAUUAAAAUAAUUAUAUGUGA
Molecule: messenger RNA, 5267 nt
Organism: Girardinichthys multiradiatus
Lineage: Eukaryota; Metazoa; Chordata; Actinopteri; Cyprinodontiformes; Goodeidae
Gene: myripa
Product: myosin VIIA and Rab interacting protein a
Exons: 16
Coding region: 265-4170 (1301 amino acids)
Biological process (GO): intracellular protein transport
Cellular component (GO): cortical actin cytoskeleton
Molecular function (GO): small GTPase binding; myosin binding; actin binding
Source: RefSeq, a predicted model, not a curated record